Molecule: messenger RNA, 1068 nt
Organism: Aspergillus oryzae RIB40
Lineage: Eukaryota; Fungi; Ascomycota; Eurotiomycetes; Eurotiales; Aspergillaceae
Exons: 2
Coding region: 1-1068 (355 amino acids)
Source: RefSeq, a predicted model, not a curated record
AUGCGGUCGCGGAGCGUCAAUCUCCGGCAAACAAUUUGGCUGGUAGUCGAAUUGCAGGAACUGGUCCUUAGCAAAGUGACCUUCUAUGUCAACCCUAACUGGGACCUUUUGGAGAGACCGAUCGAUGAUUUGGGCCAAUACUACAAUCUUUGUCCCUUCAUCGACCUGUACACUCGAAACCAAGAACAUGCCACGUCGAAAGAAAAUAUCAGCAUUGCAAUGGCUGCGUUACCAGCCCAGGAUGUGCAAGAUUUGUUGAAUGGAAAAAGGCAACAGGAGAGAACUGGCAUGACAGAAACAGGAGAUAUUUUAGAGUCAAUCACAGGUACUCUGGGAGCUUUUAACUUUGCCGUCCCCAAAAACCUGGAUGAAGAAACUGCGAGGGCUAGGAUUGGCCAGUGCGUUCGGAGCACUAUUAAGAGCCUUCAACGUCUCAGACUUGAGCAUGGAGGCGAUACCAGCAUACACCCUUUGAAACUCUAUUCGCUAAUAGCCGGAACCAUCCACGGUACCUUGAGUGACUCGCAGCCUAAAACAGAUGAUAUCUACAAGGAAAGAAGAAUAAAGAUUGUCAUUGACCUGCUUCUGAGUGCCUUGGCGAAAUUGAAGAACCACGAGAUCCGGGCCGAUCGCGAACAUAUUGCAAGAUUCAGCAAAGUACAGUGCCUCAAAAGCUGGUCCAGAGGGACUGGGAGAGCGACCUUUUCUGCCCAUAGUGUGAUGAACCUGGCGUCCGCCCGAGAGUGUACUGUCCCGACGGAUAUAGCUUACUCGCUGAUGGGUAUACUUGGCGUGCGAUUCCCGGCAUUCCCAGCAGAGGGACUAACAAAAGCUUUGGCUCGUUCGAUGGAUGAAGUCGUAAUUGCCUCAAAUGACGUCUCUGUAUUCAACUGGUCCGGGAAACACAAUGGAAGCCCCAUAAGGGGCCGGUCUCUGUAUGCUUCUAAUAUUAGUGGGUUUCGGGUUGAGAAUACAGAGUUGCAAGAAAAUUUCGACGCGGAUCAAGAGCUGAUGCGAUAUUUUCGUGAGCAACGCAUAAAAGACUUGUGGAUGGCUGGCCGUGUUUAA